This is a messenger RNA of Coregonus sp. 'balchen', 20310 nucleotides long. NCBI's taxonomy places the organism in Eukaryota, Metazoa, Chordata, Actinopteri, Salmoniformes, Salmonidae. The record is from the annotation of a GenBank genome assembly.
AUGACAGAACAGGCUCAAGUGUACCACCAAAUUGAAAAUGGGGAGAAGGAUGCCCAAACCCAAUGGGAAGACCGAUCUCUAAGUGAUCACAACUACAGCUCAGGUGAUCAUGUAAAGCACACUACCUGUGAGGCAGGGACACAGUGCCCAGCAGCACCUAUCUACAAAACCCUGCUGUGGAACGAAGCACUCUGUACACUGCAUACAGGCUUGUCUCUUUCUGCCUUUUCUACCCUGGCGGAACAUCUUCUACCCCUCUACAAAGGCAGUGUCGUAUCGAGUGAGUGGUGGCAAUCAUUGCUGAUAAACAAAGGAGUCCGCUCAUACUGAAUCCUUGAUCAUAAGUUUAUUCGUAUCACAAGCUUUCAGCAUGAGUGACAGAUGUCAUGACAUCCGGAGAGCGACGCCUCAGAAUGGCCGCUCUGCCCUUUCUGUGUCUAGCCCCUAUUUAUAAAAAAUGCAAAAAGAUGGGUGGCUCCCUCUUCUGGCCAAUCACCAGUCUCCCCUGGGGCGUCACCCCACAAACGGCUACAUUUGAACUAAGAUCAUAAAAACAUUUCAUUUCCUCAAGAAAAACAUUUAACAAAGGCAUAAUCCCAAUACACGACAUUUCCCCCCUUCGAGACGAACUAAACGUCUCGAAAACAAACAGAAUAGGAUUAUGACAAGUGACAAUUUAUCUUAUUGAGUAUCUUUAACAUUAAACCAAAAAACAUUAUUCUCUAGAGUGUAAAUACCUUUCUAUGAAAUAUGAAUAACUGUUUAUGAAGUGUGAAUACAUUACUAUGAAAUAUGAACAAAUCUUUAUGGAGUGUAAGAGUGAAAAAACUGUCCGGCAGCCAUCUUUUCAGAUAUCCAUCCAUCAAUCAAGACAGUAAAAUUCUCUCACGGUCCCUCUGCCCCAGGCAACCACCUAGAUACUCCAAAUAAACUCAUAAACCAUGUAAAUGCAUUUGAAACUAUGAUGUAAUUAAAUACACAUGUAAGCCCCUGCAAACAAAAUCCUAUCCAAAAAAUAUCCACUCUAAGGCUGGUCAACCCAUUGGACCCUACAGUGGACCUCUCCCUGCCUAGACUCCCUGUCCCUAAGCAUUCACGAAAUAAACAAAAACAUCUAAGAUCCCCACAUGUAUCCAAUAACAUCAAACAUCAUUCUACAAAACUUAAUACCUAAGAAUAUGACACAAUUAUGUAUUACACAUCAAAUACGUCUAUAUUUCAUUGCAGACACUGGAAUGUAGUCUACUACACUUCAUCUCCCCGUAGUCUCGACUUCCAAUGGAUUUGUUGAUGAUGGAAUCGGCCACACCCUCCUUGUUUCAUCUCCUCCAGUCAUAUUGUCCCUUCAUAAUAUUGUCCUUGUUUGAGUAUUUCAAUCUCCACAUGUCCCCCAAAUGCUUCUGAAAGAAAAGGAAAGACCAAACAGUAUCUUUUGCAAAACAACACUUUCAAAUUGAACAUCAAUAUCAACUAAGAAUAUAGAAAUGAUAUAUAAAUGAUGUAUGAAUCACAUUAACCAUUUCCCCCCUCUGAUUCAUAAAAUCAUACCAAAAUCACCCCAAUAUUGAAAAAAAAAAAAAAAAAAAAAAAAGUUUUUGAAAAAUGAUCAAAGCAUUAAAAAUGAUAUUUAUCCAUUCAGUUCCACUUGUCCAUCUUCAUCCAGAUCAGGAACAGUCAACACCGGCAUCUGAGUGUUGUCUCCAGGCAUCACUCUCCAACCUAUCUCAAUAUCAUAGCUUUCUCAAAGGUCAGUAACAAAUUACAAACAUCACACAGUGUUAUCAAAGCUGCCAUUAAAUGUAACCCAUCACUGCCCCUACUGGCCUACCUGAUCUUGCAACCAAGUCUUCUCAGAUCUCCCAAACGCAUCCCUUAUAUUCUUCAAUGCAUCUAUAACACUCGUGAUAUUAUCGGAACUAUCUGGAGUCAAAGUAUACCUAAUAUUAUCAAUAUGAUCUUCCCAAAUGUUACACCAUACCAUGGAAAAAGUCCCCCCUUCUCCCUUAGAUUUAUCCUUCAAUGAUAGGCUUGAAGACUAUGACAUGUAGCCAUGUCUCUUUUCAUCCAAUUUCAAAUAUAGCUUCAGAUUUCUGUCCGAUGCUACCCCUCUUAUAAUGGUAAAAACCUCCUAUGGAAGCUUCAACGUUGACAUGUAACAACAUCCUGUCUAUCCAUAGGGUAAGAAUAUAUAUGCUUUAUCACCACAAACCCUCAAAAUAUCUCUAAAAUUCCCCAUAGUCACAUUGUCAGGCAAAAGCUAAUCUUUUACCAUCAAAGUCCUGCUCUUCUUACUACCUGGUACAUAAAAAGUAACAUAUUUCUCAUUACUACCCUUAAGGUCAUGCAUACCCAAAGUUAUCAUAUAACAUCACAAUCUGAUAUUCCCAUAAACAUACCCCUUACCUCAUAUGUUUUAUUAGAACAAAAACAACUUUUAGCCCUCAAUGGUUACACCUCAAAUGCUUCAGGGUUUGCUGUUACCUGAUUUUACUUUCCAUCUAACAAAUGCACCCAAGUUAAUUCACUUAACCCAAUAACACCUAAACCUAGGCUUAAACAAAUGUUUUGACAACGACAUUAUUUUAUCUGUUACUGACUGUUGCUGAUACCACAGUCAUGACAAAGCAUAAGAUUGACACAUACUUGAUAGAGGUCGAGCGACCGUCUCUAACAUGUUUGUUGCUGGAAUUCUCAACAGACAUGGACCCUCAAGAUUCCUCACUGAUCUUACAGAAUGAGCUGCUGGAACCUGCCCAUCUAUCUCUAAUUUUCACAACAGAAGAAUCAAACCCAUCCAUUUAGUUUCUCUCUUCCCUAACGAGCGGUACUGCAGAUACCUCUCCUUGUCUGUCAUUAAAAUCAAAGACCUCAUCCUGUACCUCCAUGAUGAAUCUAUAUUCUCUCUACUACUAUCUGUUCUCCUAUUUUAAGUCCUUCUUGCUACCCCUUUAAUUUCAGAAAAGUUGUUGUCGGUGUCAUACUUCCUACAUUUGCUAUUGCCAUCGUAUCAUUAAUCCCUUCCAAAGUUACCAUUAAAGUAGUUGAUUUAGCUGAUGUAUCAACCUUAAUUACUUCUAGUGCGAAGGUUCCCGUUAUCCUCUGUGUAUUAUCUACUGUUGGAGUGGCUACUGUAAUCUACUCCUCCUGAACUCCCUCAAUGACUGUGGAGGCUACAACAGACCUCAACUCUUCCAUUAUAAGCGUUACUUUAUGAAUUACAUAGCCUUUUAACCAAUAAUUCUUAACCGGAACAAAUUUUAAUGCUUGCACUAGAUAAGUACACAUAUAUUCUCCCUGAUCUUUCUCUGUGACAUUACGCCAAAUAAGUGAACAGUCACUCAUAACCCUCUUCCACUACAUAUCGUUGUACAAACUAUAUCUCCUUUGAUUAGGUGCAACAGCUUGCUUCUACUUCUGGUCCUGAUAUCAAUACUUCUUCUCCAUAAUUAUCUCUCCAUGUGGGAGGAACGUCCCCAUCCUAACCCUAAUAAGUAUUUUCCCCUAAAAUUGGUGCUGGAGCUAUUGGUUCCCUUAUAAUCAAAUGCGAUAUAUUUAUGGCUUUAAUAACUAUCAAUGUUGAAAGAGUUAAAUUGCUUCUCACUGUUGUUUUAAUAGACUGAAGUGUUAAUGUCCUUAGUUACUUCAUCCAUUUUCCAAAGAUUUGAAGUCUUUGCUUGUACUUCCAUCUAUCACCACUAGUUUCACUUUUUCCCAACUCUCAGUCCUAUCUCUAAUCCCUGACUUUCAAACUUUUGAUUAUAAAAAAUACACCUACAAUUACCUUGAUCUCCCUGCUGUAAAGUGUCCUUCACCACUGUUCUCUCUCUCUUACUACUAACUUUGAAACUUAGCUUACUGUCUUAGAGUUCCUUCAACCUAGUUCUCCUAACUUAUUUUAAUCUAAUCUUUUCUCCUAACCUUUAAAAACCUUUUCCACUGAUUUAUUUACAAAAUCCCUUUACCACCAAAUUUUUUGAAUAUGUGAUUGGGAAAGUCCCCACCUGCUUCUGACUUUACACACAGACUUGGCAAACGACUAAACACCUUUUAGCCUAGCCUGAAAUCUCUUGGUGUAAGAAUGUAACCCAGAAUAACAGUCAUCCCUUUUAACUUUAUUUUUCAGACAGAUUGUCUAAUAGGCAGUCUAAUAGAUUAUCAUCCUUCCUAUGAUAUUAUCUUUUUAAGCAAAUAUGAUUCCCAAAAACCCUACUUUUUAAAAUCUUCUACCAGACAGCCGUCUAGUGUACAUCUUAUUGUACAGUUCAAUUUACACAAUGCAUCUCUUCCCAAUAAUGCAAUAGGUAUAUGCUCUAAUAUUAGUAUCUUAAGAGUAAUUAACUGUUUUACUACCUCAAAUCCCUAUCCUAAUUAGUUAAUUUUACAUAGUGAGAUGUUUAACCUCUUUAGGCUGAACACAGAUAAAAGCUUUUACACUAUACACUAUCACUUCUCAUAGUCCUCUGGUUUUACUUCAAUUGUUAGAUAUUUUCUCUUCUCUAAUCGGUGCUAUCAGCUGACACCCCCCUUCGUAUCUUCUAGGCACUAACAGGUGAUCUCGACUGCCCCUGUAUCUUCCUUAAAAAUGUUCUCUGUUGUUUCCUCCUGACUUGUUGCAUUAACAGGUAAAGUGACCAACCUGUCCAUAAUUAUAACAGUCUUCUGAAAGUUGCUGGAAGUGUAGCUGAAAUCUUCCUCCUCCUUCUAAGCCUUCUCGUCCUCUUCCUCUCCAAUUCUGUGUCUGUCCAGAAAACUGGCUGUGGAUAUGGAACACCUGGUACCCCCCUUGGCUGGUACAAUUGCAUUUGAUAUUGUUCAGUUGAAGCUGUAGCAGUGAUUGUUGAUUUGGUUCACUCUGAUUCUUCAUAACCAAAGCUUCUCUUCUCCACCAGUUGUAUGAUUGAGUUUUCUGAGAGUUUCUUCAUCCUGUUCUUUGUUGUUGACAUAUCAUGAUUCUUCAACAGCUUAUAUUCUAAGUUCUGUCCUCGAAAUAUCAUCUUCCAUCAUCUUCUUACUUUUCUUCUGUGCCAGUCCUUGUAGGAUAAACUCCUUUUGAAUACACAGCACCUUUAGUCCCCUCUUUAUCGCUGUCUUCAUCUGAACUCGAAUCUCUUGUAUCCUUCUUCCUUCAACUUCCAUCAGAGAUCAAAUCUCUAGUAUCCUUCUUUCCUCUCUUGCCAACUUCCUUCUGAUCACAGAGUCAUAUCCACCCAUGAUCUCUUCUCAAUCACUCUGAUCUUCAUCUUCAUCACCUUCUUCAAGUUCCAUCUUCCUAACCUCACUCUUCUCUUUCAGACAUCUCAUUUUCUUCCUUCUGGAGUUCUGGAUUCAUCUUCAUUGUUGUUUCUGCUUGCCCUCUAUCUACUAUUCAUCUUCAUCUCUGAUGCAACAAUCACCCUCCUGGAUGAUCCCUGGAAGCUGAGGAUAAACAUCCCUAAGCUCUACUUCCCUUAGCCUUAUCUCUAUAGCUUUGUUUAUCUUAUCGCUGGAAUCUUUUAUCCGUUUUUGUUUGAGAAUGAAGGGCAACAUUUGUUUCAUUUGCCGGAUAACCUAGCAAUACUUUAGUUAAAGGGUUACUAUUUUGUACUAUAUCAAUCGGUGUAAUGACUUUUAUAGCCUUGAUGUCGUUUUUCCCCAUUGUAACAACCCUUUUAUAUUCCUUUAUCGUGAAAUAUUUUAUUUUAGACUAUAUAGCCUAUGGCUUCCCCCCUCUAAUUAUUAAUAUAAACCUAACAACUCCAAAAAAAAAAAAAAUAUAUAUAUUUCUUUUUUAAAUAAAUCAAUUAAAAAUCAUGAAUAAUUAAAACCAAUUUUUAUUCCUAUAUCCUAUGUCACCAAUUUAUCAAUUAGUGGUGGCUAUCUUACCACAACCCAUCAAAUGCAAGUAGUCAACUUCAGACUAAAAUACCCAUAAACAAAGCCUCUAACCCUACCAUUACUACAAUUCCCAUAAACCCCCUUGCUCUAUAGGCACCUAAUUAUCUUAAAUUUACAGAAUAAUGUCAGUCCUUGAUUCCCAACACAUCUGUAAUUAACCCAAGUGAUGCACAUAGCCUCCAAAAUGCAAUUUUUAAUGAAAUAGUAUUUGCCAAGCCUAUGUGAAAUUGUCAAAACAUCAAAGAAGAUUUUGUAAGGGAUGAUUUUGUGAACUAGCCUGAUAUCUGAUCCUCUGCCUGCGUCACACCUUGUCACGUGACGCACGUCAGCACUUCCUGUAUCUCUCUCUCUCUCUCCUGUCGUAUCGUCCUAUUGCUCCUCUCAUAUGACAGAAGAACAGAGACACAGGAAAAGAUUUUAGUAGUUAAUGCAAUCACUGAGUUAUUUCAAGCAUAUUCAAUAUUCCUUCGUUCAUAUUCGCUUCAAGACUUAAUUUAAUUCAUUACGUAUUUUAUUUUAAUCCGUCAUUUAACUCAGGACUAAAUAGAUCGCUCAAAAACAUUUUAUUUAAUUUUAAUCGUCUUCUAAUUCAAUUUAUUAUAAUCCGUCAACAUAUCUCUCUCAUUUAUCAAUUCAAUAGGUCACAAAACAAGUUUCAUCUUUAACCAACCGCCGCUUUAAACUAUAAGAUUCGCGUUAAAAUCUCUCUUCUUUGUUCCCACGUCUGUGUCUCUUCCUGCAGCAUGCAGCCCCCCAGAAAUAUGACACGUUACCCACAAUCCCGUUUUUGUAGUUUUACUAUACCCUCGUGUUGUAGUUUAGUGCCGUAAACCAAAACGUGUCCUAAUCUCGUGCCAUAAACUCCCCCAUUUAGCAUUAACCUUAGCCUUUAGCCAACUGCGGCCUACCACGCCCUAAGUAACCUUGCAUUGUGCCCAAAUCAUUGUCCAUAUAUCACCUGCUAACUUUAUGCUGCCGUGAGUUCUGGAUAAUUAUAUGAGCGGUCACCCCAAACGAAUAACCCGUCGACUAUAAGAUGAGCAUAACAUACACUAUAACCCGUCCAGCUCAUGGUUCCCAGAACCAACCUGACACCACACUAGCGCGUUGCCCGGAUUUAUGGCCCACUCCUAAAGAGUCGCCUCGUUUCGAGGUCUUUCCAGAUUCACAAUGCCCUAAUUGCAUACGUAUUCCUGACUUCAUUCUGCCAAUAUCUGCCGUUAAUAUCUCUACCAUCGAUUGCUCUAAAAUUCCAAGCCUACUCUCCCCCUUUUUGCCCUGUCUACCAGUGCAACAAUUGAUAAUGAUUAGCCAGACCCUCAGUAAUCAGCAAUAACGCCACCCGAGGCACGGUCGUAAUGGUACAUUCCUCCAGUGUACACAAGCAGCAACAAAACUAACAACUUAGCUGUGAGGAACACUCACCCUUGUCUGGUCAUGACUCCAGACCGAAGUUAGCUUGGCGGCUACGAAUGAGCAAAGGAGAGAUGCAGACCAGCCCCACGUUGGGCGCCAUUUGUCGUAUCGAGUGAGUGGUGGCAAUCAUUGCUGAUAAACAAAGGAGUCCGCUCAUACUGAAUCCUUGAUCAUAAGUUUAUUCGUAUCACAAGCUUUCAGCAUGAGUGACAGAUGUCAUGACAUCCGGAGAGCGACGCCUCAGAAUGGCCGCUCUGCCCUUUCUGUGUCUAGCCCCUAUUUAUAAAAAAUGCAAAAAGAUGGGUGGCUCCCUCUUCUGGCCAAUCACCAGUCUCCCCUGGGGCGUCACCCCACAAAUGGCUACAUUUGAACUAAGAUCAUAAAAACAUUUCAUUUCCUCAAGAAAAACAUUUAACAAAGGCAUAAUCCCAAUACACGACAGCAGCAUUCAGUUAGACCUGACAGACCAACUCCUGAUGACACUGAUGAAGCUCAACUUGCUGCAGCAGUACCUAGCAGAAAGGUUUAGUGUUUCCCAGAGUAUUGUCAGUCGAGUGAUUAGUUAUUGGAUUGACAUGAUGGAAGAUAAUCUGAGGGAGUGCAUUCCAUGGCUGCCAAGGGAGACCAUCCGUGCUACAAUGCCACAAUGUUUUAAGGACCACUACCCAGGAACAACCUGCAUUAUUGACUGCUCAGAAACUGCUUUACAGAAGUGCAAGAAUCUGUAUUCAAGGGGGGAGUCAUUCAGCCAUUACUACGCCCAGAACGCUAUCAAGUAACUGGUGGCCAUUGCACCUUGUGGUCUAGUGAUGUUCAUCUCCUCAGCAUACAGUGAGGGAAAAAAGUAUUUGACCCCUCUGCAAAACAUGACUUAGUACUUGGUGGCAAAACCCUUGUUGGCAAUCAGGUUGGCACACAUCUCAGGAGGGAUUUUGUCCCACUCCUCUUUGCAGAUCUUCUCCAAGUCAUUAAUGUUUCGAGGCUGACGUUUGGCAACUCAAACCUUCAGCUCCCUCCACAGAUUUUCUAUGGGAUUAAGGUCUGGAGACUGGCUAGGCCACUCCAGGACCUUAAUGUGCUUCUUCUUGAGCCACUCCUUUGUUGCCUUGGCCGUGUGUUUUGGGUCAUUGUCAUGCUGGAAUACCCAUCCACGACCCAUUUUCAAUGCCCUGGCUGAGGGAAGGAGGUUCUCACCCAAGAUUUGACGGUACAUGGCCCCGUCCAUCGUCCCUUUGAUGCGGUGAAGUUGUCCUGUCCCCUUAGCAGAACCCCCCCCCCCCCCAAAGCAUAAUGUUUCCACCUCCAUGUUUGACGGUGGGGAUGGUGUUCUUGGGGUCAUAGGUAGCAUUCCUCCUCCUCCAAACACGUCGAGUUGAGUUGAAGCCAAAGAGCUCGAUUUUGGUCUCAUCUGAACAAAACACUUUCACCCAGUUCUCCUCUGAAUCAUUCAGAUGUUCAUUGGCAAACUUCAGACGGGCAUGUAUAUGUUCUUUCUUGAGCAGGGGGACCUUGCGGGCGCUGCAGGAUUUCAGUCCUUCACGGCGUAGUGUGUUACCAAUUGUUUUAUUGGUGACUAUGGUCCCAGCUGCCUUGAGAUCAUUGACAAGAUCCUCCCGUGUAGUUCUGGGCUGAUUCCUCACCGUUCUCAUGAUCAUUGCAACUCCACGAGGUGAGAUCUUGCAUGGAGCCCCAGGCCGAGGGAUACUGACAGUUAUUUUGUGUUUCUUCCAUUUGCGAAUAAUCGCACCAACUGUUGUCACCUUCUCACCAAGCUGCUUGGCGAUGGUCUUGUAGCCCAUUCCAGCCUUGUGUAGGUCUACAAUCUUGUCCCUGACAUCCUUGGAGAGCUAAGAGAUAACAUUUUUGACAUGCGUUUUUCUGGAUUUUGUUGUUGUUAUUCUGUCUCUCACUGUUCAAAUAAACCUACCAUUAAAAUUAUAGACUGAUCAUUUCUUUGUCAGUGGGCAAACGUACAAAAUCAGCAGGGGAUCAAAUACUUUUUUCCCUCACUGUAUGGAGGUAGUUGUAGUGACAAAUAUAUAACAUCGGAUUCUGGGUUCCUGGAGUACCCCUGUCCAGGUGAUGAGGUCAAUGCUGACCGGGGCUUCACAAUCCGUGAUCUGCUACACAAGAGGAAGGUCAAAUUAACAAUUCCAGCCUUCACAAAAAGAAGCGCACAGCUGUUAGAGGAGGACACCACAUGUACAAGAUGGAUAGCUAACGUGAGGGUUCAUGUGGAACGCGUAAUUGAAAGGCUCAAACGGUUUAGAAUCAUCUCACAGACAGUGCCAAUCAACCUCUCAUCUAAAAUGGACAAAAUACUUCAAAUCUGUGCUGCCCUGUGUAACAUUUUCAUAAUUUAGCAGAUGCUGUUAUCCAGAGCAACUUACAGUAGACAUAGAUUACUUCUUUUUUUUUUCAUAAACCCGUGGGAAUCGAACCCACAACCCUGGCGUUGCAAACACCAUGCUCUACGAACUGAGCUACAUCCCCUGCCGGCCAUUCCCUCCCCUAGACGACACUGGGCCAAUUGUGCGCUGCCCCAUAGGUCUCCCGGUCACGGCCGGCUACGACAGAGCCUGGAUUCGAACCAGGAUCUCUAGUGGCACAGCUAGCACUGCGAUGCAGUGCCUUAGACCACUGCGCCACUCAGGAGUACAACCUGUGUGGUGAUAUCAUUCAUGAAGAUGCUGAAUGAUCUGACCAGUCAAAUGCCAUUCACAGGGUCGAUUUCCCAAUAUGAAUUAAAGUUGUGUCAAAAGUUACGUUCAAUAAAUUUCAAUUCAUUCUAUAACAAUUCAACUUAAUUAUUUGUUUUACAUACUCAUUAAAAUUUAUAAAAAACAAAGCCCAUAAAACAAUUUCCACAUUACUGUGACUGUUGAUGCAUUAAGUCAGGCUUUUUAAUUGAAAAACAAUUUGUUAAUAGUAACUGCAAACAGGAGAGACAUCUGACUACAUACUUCUACAGAGCUGCAUUUAUUUGUCACUCAGUGACAAUCUGCCUGCCUGAUGCUCCUCAACAAUAAAUGGCAGCAUGUGUGUAAAGUAGAAUGCCUUCAACCUCAGGACAGCCUCUGCACAGAACUGUGCCUCAUAGGGAACAGGGUUGACAACUUGCUGCGACGGAGUCCAGAUGAGCACCUUACUUUCUCUCAGUCCUGUGCAAAACAUACCAAUUUGCACCUGCAUGUAACAGCCUGCGUUGUCUUGGCUGUGUACUUAGGGUCGUUGUCCUGUUGGAAGGUGAACCUUCACCCCAGUCUGAGGUCCUGAGGUCCUUUAGGUGCCUUUUGACAAACUCCAAGCGGGCUGUCAUGUGCCUUUUACUGAGGAGUGGCUUCUGUCUGGCUACUCUACCAUAAAGGCCUGAUAGGUGGAGUGCUGCAGAGAUGAUUGCCCUUCUGGAAGGUUCUCCCAUCUCCACAGAGGAACUCUGGAGCUCUGUCAGAGUGACCAUCUGGGUUUUUGGUCACCUCCCUGACAAAGGCCCUUCUCCCCCGAUUGUUCAGUUUGGCCAGGCGGCCAGCUCUAGGAAGAGUCUUGGUGGUUCCAACCUUCUUCCAUUUAAGAAUGAUGGAGGUCACUGUGUUCUUGGGGACCUUCAAUGCUGCAGAAAUGUUUUGGUACCCUUCCCCAGAUCUGUGCCUCGACACAAUCCUGUCUCGGCGCUCUACAGACAAUUCCUUCAAACUCGUGGCUUGGUUUUUGCUCUGACAUGCACUGUCAACUGUGGGACCUUAUAUAGACAGGUGUGUGCCUUUCCAAAUCAUGUCCAAUCAAUUGAAUUUACCACAGGUGUACUCCAAUCAAGUUGUAGAAACAUCUCAAGGAUGAUUCAUAUAAAAAGGAUGCACCUCAGCUCAAUUUCAAGUCUCAUAGCAAAGGGUCUGAAUACUUAUGUAAAUCAGGUAUUUCUGUUUUUUAUUUUUAAUAAAUUAGCAAAACUUUCUAAGAACCUGUUUUCGCUUUGUCAUUAUGGGGUAUUGUGUGUAGAUUGAUGAGGGAAAAAAACAAUUUAAUCAAUUUUAGAAUAAGGCUGUAACGUACCAAAAUGUGGAAAAAGUCAAUGUUGUCUGAACACUUUCCAAAUGCACUGUAUAUUCUUUUCAGUUUGAUAAGGAGAGCAUGAAGAUGAGCAGGAGGACCUGAGGUCAACUUUGAUAGCUUGCUACUACUAUAAUUGAUUUUAUUAAAAACAAUAUGUUUAUUGCCCAUGAUUUAGGCCUAUUUGUCAGAGUUAUUGACCUCACAAUAAGCCAGAUUCUAGUAAUUUACAUUGUAACUUACAUUGUGGUCCUGAAACACGGCACAAUCAAUUGGAAAUGGAAAGCUUAUGGUGCUGAAAGUAGGCGAAUUCGAGUAGGCAUUAUUAAUUUCAAACCGUCUUCAUUUUCAUUAGACUUUACUAACUUCAAAAGGGCUUUGUGUUGGAGCCUAUUUCUUCCUAUUUAAUAAUUAAGAGGUAGGCCUACUUGUUUGACAGACGAAAUUAAGCUAUAGGCUGCUACAGUGGCUUGCGAAAGUAUUCACCCCCUUGGUAUUUUUCCUAUUUUGUUGCAUUACAACCUGGAAUUAAAAUAGAUUUUUUGGGGGUUUGUAUCAUUUCAUUUACACAACAUGGCUACCACUUUGAAGAUGCAAAAUAUUUUUUAUUGUGAUACAGCAAUUACAGCGGCAAGUCUAUUGGGGUAUGUCUCUAUAAGCUUGGCACAUCUAGCCACUGGGAUUUUUGCCCAUUCUUCAAGGCAAAACUGCUCCAGCUCCUUCAAGUUGGAUGGGUUCCGCUGGUGUACAGCAAUCUUUAAGUCAUACCACAGAUUCUCAAUUGGAUUGAGGUCUGGGCUUUGAUUAGGCCAUUCCAAGACAUUUAAAUGUUUCCCCUCAAACCACUCGAGUGUUGCUUUGAAGGAACCUCCGUCCCAGUCUCAAAUCUCUGGACGACUGAAACAGGUUUCCCUCAAGAAUUUCCCUGUAUUUAGCGCCAUCCAUCAUUCCCUCAAUUCUGACCAGUUUCCCAGUCCCUGCCGAUUAAAAACAUUGCCACAGCAUGAUGCUGCCACCACCAUGCUUCACUGUGGGGAUUGUGUUCUCGGGGUGAUGAGAGGUGUUGGGUUUGCGCCAGAUAUUUUCCUUGAUGGCCAAAAAGCUCAAUUUUAGUCUCAUCUGACCAGAGUACCUUCUUCCAUAUGUUUGGGGAGUCUCCCACAUGCCUUUUGGCGAACAUCAAACGUGUUUGCUUAUUUUUUUCUUUAAACAAUGGCUUUUCUUCUGGCCACUCUUCCGUAAAGCCUAGCUUUGUGGAGUGUACGGCUUUAAGUGGUCCUAUGGACAGAUACUCCAAUCUCCGCUCUGGAGCUUUGCAGCUCCUUCAGGGUUAUCUUUGGUCUCUUUGUUGCCUCUCUGAUUAACGCCCUCCUUUCCUGGUCUGUGAGUGUUGGUGGGUGGCCCUCUCUUGGUAGGUUUGUUGUGGUGCCAUAUUCUUUACAUUUUUUAAAAUAAUAGAUUUAAUGGUGCUCCGUGGGAUGUUCAAAGUUUCAGAUAUUUUUUUAUAACCCAACCCUGAUCUGUACUUCUCCACAACUUUGUCCCUGACCUGUUUGGAGAGCUCCUUGGUCUUCAUGGUGCCGCUUGCUUUGUGGUGUUGGAGACUCUGGGGCCUUUCAGAACAGGUGUAUAUAUACUGAGAUCAUGUGACAGAUCAUGUGACACUUAGAUUGCACACAGGUGGACUUUAUUUAACGAAUUAUGUUACUUCUGAAGGUAACUGGUUGCACCAGAUCUUAUUUAGGGGCUUCAUAGCAAAGGGGAUGAAUACAUAUGCACGCGCCACUUUUUCCGUUAUUCAUUUUUUAGAAUUUUUUGAAACAAGUUAUUUUUUUCAUUUCACUUCACCAAUUUCGACUAUUUUGGGUAUGUCCAUUACAUGAAACCCAAAUAAAAUUCCAUUUAAAUUACAGGUUGUAGUGCAACAAAAUAGGAAAAACGCCAAGGAGGAUGAAUACUUUUGCAAGGCACUGUAGGCUAUAGGCUAUGCGCAUCACUUGGUCCAAUUUAUCGAGUCAGUUAUUGUUUUCUUGCGCAAACCGCGAGCAACACGUUGGGCGACAACCUUCCAUAUAGCCUACUAAAUCAGACCACAUAGAUUUAGCCUAACUACGCAAGCGAACCAGGAGUCGAAAGCUCUUUUUCCGAUGCGACGUUGGCUACCUGCACACAGGUUUAGUAACAUACUAUGCAGGGUUGCCAGGUCAAAUAAAAUGUCUAAAACAAUUACCCAUGAAAACUCGCCCAACAAGUCCUGAAAACGUCCCUUUUUUGGGGGGCAAACUCCAAAGUCCUCUGAUAAUACUAGUCCCGUGCGAAUUGACAUCCCUGUGUUUUGAGAGAAACGGGACUAGUAUUAUCAGAGGACUUUGGAGUUGCCAUAAAAAAAAGGGACGUUUCAGGACUUUUUGGGCGAGUUUUCAUGGGUAAUUGUUUUAGACAUUUUAUUUGACCUGGCAACCCUGCGUAGUAUGUUACUUUACCUGUGUGCAGGUAGCCAACGUCGCAUCGGAAAAAGAGCUUUCGACUCCUUGUUCGCUUGCGUAGUUAGGCUAAAUCUAUGUGGUCUGAUUUAGUAGGCUAUAUGGAAGGUUGUCGCCCAUAAUUUUGUUUCUCCUUUGAAACAUUCCGGGGUCGUUCCAGAGGGAAUGAUAACUGGAACGUGCACUUUCACUUUUACUUACUAGCCUACUGAAAUGUAAAACUCGGAAAGAAGGAAAUGGCAGUCUACUUUUUUGGGAAAGUUAUCAUACCGUUUUUGGCUUAUUUUUUUGGUGAGUAUUCUAUACUAAGUUCUGCCCGUUUAUUGAUUUGUAGGAAAGUAAUUUGACCUUGACAUAGUCAUUGUGCACUGUAUUACGGCCAAGGUCUGUUCAGCCGCACAGUCUGGUCCAGUCGAUUAUUAGUCAUAAAACAUGUUAUAGUGUACCUCUAAUUACACUGCUUUGAGUGUACAUUAGAUAGUCUGUAUGGUAUAGACAUAGGCCUCUGUUUACUACGAAAUAUCUUAUAAUUUAUUUUACUAGGCAGGGGCAACUCUUACACUACGAGGUCCAGAUUCUGCUGGUUUUCUGUUCUACCUGAUAAUUAAUUGCACCCACCUGGUGUGCCAGGUCUAAACCAGUCCCUGAUCAGAGGGGAACAAUUAAAACAAGCACAUUAACUGUCUUCGAGGUCCAGAGUUGAGUUUCGAUCAAUGACGUGUAUAAACGCGCAGCCAUCUUGGCACUCCUCAACUGUAAAAAAUAUUUUCGAAGCUAUAGAAAUGCAUUUAUUAAUGCCUACAUUCGUUUUUGACAUGUUUAUUCUAUAUCAGAGACCUUAAUGCAUACUUUUAAAUUGUAUUAUGUGAGCUGAAUAUAAAAAUGAAAACAUCAAAUCAAGCUUUAUUUUAUACAGCACAUUUCAGACAUGGAAUGCAACGCAAUGUGCUUCACAGGAAAAAAACGAAUAAAACCAAUGACAAUAAAAACAGAAAUCUUUACUACACAAAAACAAAUGAAUAACAAUAAAAACGGAAUGACUAAAAAGCACCCUAAGGAAAAGCAAAGCUAAAAAGGUGUGUUUUAAGAUCUCUUUUAAAUAUGUCCACAGUUUCGGCCCCACUCAGGUUCUCUGGUAGGCUAUUCCAGAGGCUGGGGGCAUAAUAACUAAAGGCUGCCUCUCCGUGUUUCUUGGUCCUAGGCUUUGGGAUAGUUAAAAGGCCAGUGCCAGAGGACCCGAGGGACCUACUGGGUACAUAACUUAAAAACAUGUCUGACAUGUAUUGUGGUGCACAAUUAAUUCUACAACUCACAGGCAGCCAGUGCAGAGUCCUUAAAACCAGUGUAAUGUGCGCUCUCCAUCUGGUCUUGGUCAGUAUCCGUGCUACAGCAUUCUGUAUGUUUUGCAGUUGACCAAUGGCGUUCUUGGGUAGACCAGACAGGAGAGCAUUACAGUAGUCAAGCCUGCUUGUAGUAGAACAUGGAUGAGUCUCUCUGUAUCAGCCUGAGAGAGAAACAUUUUCCUUAAAGUGUUUUACUUUAGAGAGUACUAAUGUUACUAUCCCCAUUACAAUGGCCUCUCAAUGGCCAGUACAUAGCAUCAGCAAUCGAGGGUUUAUAUACAUCAUUGGUUUCGAUUGCCAAGUACCUCAACUCCAUUAUGAUUUCAUCCACGGAGUUGAGCACAGACUUUAGUUUAUUAAAUGAACAUCUGACUCAUUCGUGUCGCUAUGCAGUCAAUACUUUAAAAAAUAACUUUCUUAAACCCUUACCGUGUACCUAUGUUUGUCCUCUUUUUUGCGUGCCUUUCUUUCUUUGCUGAAAUCUGUACUAUUUAAUAAAACGUUAAUCAAAUACAACCACAGACUGUUUCCUCAUUGCUGUUGCUCUAAGAUGGCAACUCAGCACGAAUGUGCAUGUGCCAAUUGAAUCUCAACAAGGAAAAAGUUGGUGGUUACAUUUGAAAAAAUGUUUUAUUAAAACAUAUGGAUUUCAGCAAACAAAGAAAGGCAUGCAACAACAGAGGACAAACAUAGGUACACAGUAAGUUAAAUUUUUUAAAGGAUCGAUUGCAUAGCGACUUGAAGGAAUCGGAGGUUCAUUUCAAAAACUCUACUUUGUGCUCAACUCCGUGGAUUAAAAUAUCAUGGAGUUGAAGUACCCGGCUAGAGUUUCGAUAGAGUUGACGAUAUGUCUCUCCAUGCAUGGCCAAGUUAAUAUAUCAAGAUACAAGGUCUACAAUCCUUCCCUGGCCAAUCAUUGAUUUGACAGCAGAGGAGAGCAGUAUUAUGGGAGAUUGCCAACAAGGUUGAAUAGGUGGGAUGUCUGACUGACACUGCUGAUACCUGAACUGUCCUUAGUGUUCUCAAAGAAGACCACUAGUCUAAAUUACAUUAUAGCCACAGAAGUUAGGGGGUUUUCAACGUGUUUUCACCUGAUCCUCCUGUUUCUGUGCUCAGUGGAGGUGACAGGAGAACAGCAGUAUGGUGGCCUGGGAGGAGAGAUCACCCUGACCCCCAAGGUCUCAGGACAGCCUGAGGACAUCCUAUGGAAACACAAUGGAAACAAGGUGGUGGAGUUUGAUGGGAGUCAGAAUGUGGAGUAUGGCAGGUAUAAAGGCAGGACCGUCCUGGACUGGGACUCUGGAGAGCUAUCUAUCAAAGGUCUCACUGAUGCAGACAGUGGGCCCUAUGAGUUAGAGGCUGUCAUCAACGGCAAGCUGCAGUACUCACAACAUGAGGUGGACGUUAUUGGUAAGUGUGUAAUGUUAUUGUCUAAAGGCUUGCAUGUCAGGUUUGUGUGUAUACAGUGUGUUUAUUUACAGUAUCAGUACGGGCGUUUAAAAAAGUAAUCAUUAGGCAUAGACAACGGAUGAUUAAGUGAUGCCAGAAUUGUAAAAAAAAAAUUGUAUACCUUGGGUACUGUACCUAAUGAGUCAGGACCCACAUAUUCUCGCCUAGCUCUUGAACUCUCGUUCCAGUGUGAUAUUGAAACUGCCCCCUUAUCAUCAUUACAUCUUUAUUACAAAUGUUAAAAGUUGCUGGACAGGUUUUCACCCACACCAACACACCUAUCCUCAGAUCAGUUGAGCUGAAAACGGCUUCUCUCUUUGCUGUGUGUGUGUGUGUGUGUGUGUGUGUGUGUGCUCGUGUGUGCACGUGUGUAGAUGAUGUGGCACAGCCCAGCGUUACCUGUGUGGUCAGCAUCACAACCCCAGAGAAAAUGGACAGAACCCUGCUGUGCUCAGCUGACCUUCAGCCCCUGACCAAGUUCAUCUGGAGGAGUCCUGGAGGGUCAGUAAGUCCAGGACCUGAACUGUUCAUAGCUGGGGGGGAGAACCAGGAGUCUGUCUACACAUGUGUGGUGAAAAACCCUGUUAGUGAGAAAACUGCAGAGUUCACCCUGAAGGACUGCUAUGCUGGUAAGAUAACACUUCUAAACUGCAGUUAUAGUAAUAUAUCGUACUCUCACUUUCAUUCUCUCUCGUGUUCACAAUUUGGAUGUAUUAUGUAAUGCUGCCAAGACAUUUGCAUGCAAUGUACAUGCUGUACAUUUAUUGCGAGUGAGAACAUGGUUCAGAGAGACAUGGAAUGAGAUUUUUGUGAAUACAAUGUUAUAGUGAGCAUGCUAAACAUCUUUUUUGAAUAUCCAGGAUAUUCAUAUAUUAGUCACUUGCGUUACUAUAUAAUUCAUAGUGUUAUGACUGCUUAAUUCAUGUGUUAUUAAGUGUGAAAAUGCUGCUGAUCCAAGUUGUUUUAAUGGUGUUUCUGUGCAGAGGAAGGCUCAUCCAGUGUCCUGGCUGUGAUCCUGUCCAUCAUCAUCAUCCUCCUCAUCUUAGUUACCGUUCUGGUAUUAUUGUGGCGCUGGAGGAAAGGCAAGAAACGUAAGACCAUCCUAUGUCCUAUGUCAAAAUCAGGCCUGAAGGCCAACCUUUAGUUCCAGACUCCAGAAAUAUAAGGGGCAUAGUUCAGUAUUAAGGGAGGAAAAGCCCCUCAUUCUAAUGAUCUGGCUAGACCAGAGUCAAUCCAUUUCCUCCCUACUCCCCUGGCAUGUGCUGAGCUUUCAGAUGAUCACGGUCCCAGUGACGCCAGCUGACUUGUUACAAGGUCAUUGACCUUGGAUCUGAGAUUAGAGAUUAGAGUAGAGGAGAGAAAAGAGUACAACCAGCAAACACAGCAAAGUACAUACAUAGUCUUUCUAGUUAGACAUAUAAAUGAUACAGCAUGUUUACCCACAUCUCUUCCCUAUGUCUAAUUCUGUCCUUUAUCCCUCUUGUCUUUUCCACUCUGUGGUGGAUGACCAGUGGCUGAAGCUGCACUGAGAAAAUCUGAAGAGGAGGCGCGGCUGAUGAAAGUUACAGUACAAGGUUGUUUAGCUGUAAAAAUGCUAUUUUGAACUUGAGGUGUAUUGCUAUAGACUUCGUUUGGCCAUCACAUAUAUUUUAAGACAACACUAAUACCUUACCACUUUGCUGUUUCUAAAUAAAACUAUUUUGUUUUAAUUUAAUAGGAAACCAAGAUCCUGAAGAUGACCAUUCUGAGAACACUGGAAAUACAACUUAUACACAAAAAGGUUCUCCUUAUAUGGUGUUUAUUACCUUGGGCAUAAGGAACUUUGAAUACAUAUGGUAAUAAUGGGAAUGAAUGUUUUUGUGUGUACAGGACAUGUGAUAGAGCUGUUUAACAAGCAGGAUGCAGAUGCAAACAGUAAACAGCACACCGCACCAACUGGAAGGAUUUUGUCUCCAACAAAAAGUGGGGGUCACAUCCCAUUGGACAGACAGAAUGACAGGCUCUCAGACAAACAGACAGGUGAUUUUUUUCUCCCAUGGCAGAUAGCUUAAACAAAAUAGUCAAUAUUGAGACUGACAAUGACAUAAGUCAUGUUAUCAUUAAGACAAAUGUGUCUAUAUAAUAGUGUUUGUGUAGUCAUGUAUCAACCCAUUUUCUCAAUCUGUGUUUCAGAGACAGAGCCAGUACAGGACAAACCCACCCCGGCCCAACCAGACCUAGUCACACCAGACCCCACCCUGGCCCAACCAGACCCAGUCACACCAGACCCCACUCUGGCCCAACCAGACCCAGUGACACCAGUGCCCACUCUGGCCCAACCAGACCCAGUCACACCAGUGCCCACUCUGGCCCAACCAGACCCAGUCACACCAGACCCCACCCCGGCCCAACCAGACCUAAUCACACUAGACCCCACCCUGGCCCAACCAGACACAACAGUUACCAUUCUGGGCCAACCAGACCCAGGCACAUCAGAGUCUACCCUAGCCCAACCAGACCCAAGCAUACCAGAACCCAAAGAAGCCCAGCUAGGUCCGGACACACCAGAACCCAACCAGGAAACAGGAGUGUCGGAGACAAAGCCAGUCCAGGACAGGCCUGGGAACAAGGACAGCACUCCACUCUUGAACAACUCAGACGCCAUGUUCCUCCUCAGCACAGACACACAUGUUGCUCUGGACCACAAUGGUGGGAAAUCAAACAUCCAUGAGCCUCAAGGCCUACAGAGAGACCAAGAGGGAGAUGGAAAACCUUUGGCAGAGUCAGAAAGUGGUGUUGGUGAGGAGGACAUGAACCUAUCAAGAACCAACUCUGACAACUCUUCCUUCCAAAGUGCCAACGAGAACAAUGAUGAUGAUGAUGGUGGGGAUAAAGAGAAGUCUCUCCAAGCACAGGACCACAACAAUAAACCACCCAAUCAGGAGAGAAAAUCAGCUUUGCAGCACAUUGACACGACAGGGCAGGCCCAGAUACCACCACCAUCACCAGAGUCCAGCAAGACCCAACUACACCAACCCACACCAAAGCCUUCUCCAGACCAAAUCACGACAGAGACAGCUCUAGCACAAACAUGCCCUAUCACAACAGAGUCAGCUCCAUACCAAAAAGACCCAAUAACAAGAGAGACACCUCCAGGCCAAACGGACUCAGCAGGCACAACAGAUCCCGCCACGGCCCAAACAGACCCAGGCACAACAAAACCGGAAGAAGCUCAGCUAGGCAUAAACACACCAACACCCAAAGGGGCUCCACUAAAUGCAGAAACAGAAAAACCCAACCAGGACAUAGGAGAGCACAAGAAGGCCCAGAUAGACCUGGACACACCAGGUCUUAAACAGGAGAAUAAACUAGACCAAGAAUCAGACGAGCCCCAAGAAGAGAUCCUGCCAGACCUGUACACGGGAGAUGGCAAACACGAGAGCGAGUCAGGCACUGAAGCAGAGACACCUGAGCAGGUGAAGCUUGCUGAGAGCCUGGAGGAGAAGACAUCCCAGAGAUCUACAACUGCUACUGGGGGAGAAGGGGAUAUGGCGGAGCACAGAGUGCAGGAUACAGAGACAGGCAGAGAGAAAGUGGAACAGGUUAGACAGGUGGAUGCAAAGACCAAGGUGGACGUUAGGAAGGAUGGAGAGACAAACCACAACCAAAGGGAUUGGAAAGAGGGAAAGCAGAAGGUGGAACUGGACAAAAAGAAAUAG